Molecule: messenger RNA, 2410 nt
Organism: Cydia fagiglandana
Lineage: Eukaryota; Metazoa; Arthropoda; Insecta; Lepidoptera; Tortricidae
Product: zinc finger protein 62 homolog
Exons: 10
Coding region: 134-2410 (758 amino acids)
Biological process (GO): regulation of transcription by RNA polymerase II
Cellular component (GO): nucleus; chromosome
Molecular function (GO): zinc ion binding; chromatin insulator sequence binding
Source: RefSeq, a predicted model, not a curated record
UUUAGCGUUGUAUUAUUUUACUGUUUAUAAUUGGCAUAAACUAAACUUAGCGUUUUAAUGUAAUGUUAGCUUAUUUAUAUAAUUAUACUCCUAAACUUAGAAAUUUACAAUCAAUCUCAUAUAGUUAAGAGCCAUGAAUAGGGUAAAAGAAGAACUGGAAUCCGAUAUUUUGGUGGCGUGUCGUGUUUGCCUAGCUUGGGAGGGCAGACUUUUUGACAUCAGAGAAUGGGGUCUAGACCAGGUCUAUGUGGAGAUUAUGGGCACAACUCUGUCAGCAUGGGACGGGCUGCCACAGCACCUGUGCGCGUGGUGCCGCGCGCAGCUCGCGCGUGCGCAGGCGCUGCGCGCGCGCUGCCGCCGCGCCGAAGCGCUGCUCAAGCAGGCACUCCUGCACCAACACUUUAUAACAAACAGCUACAUCCAAACUAUUGAUAGAAAAGCACACAAACUAACACAUCCUCUCUCUAACCACAUUACUAAAGAAACUAUAGAUAUUGUAUUUGAAGAAAUACAGACAAGCAAUGAUGUGAAAGAUGAAAUAGUGCCGGAUAUGAUAGAUGAUGAUCAUGUUGAUAUGGAUGAUGAUCUAUUUCUACCCAAUGAUGAUAUGAAACCGUUUGAUAUCAACUUUGCAGAUGUCUCUCUAGUUAAAGAUGAUGAUUUAACCGAAGUAAGUCUAGAUAAGAGUAAAAUUAUAGUAGAAGAAGAUAUACUACCUAAAAGAACAACCAGAAAAGCAUCUAAAAGAAAAAAAGCAGACAUAAUUGAGGUUGAAUCUCCUAAAAGGAAAAGAUCGGAAAAGAAAACUCGAGAGAAAGAAUCAUCAGUUAAAUUUGUAGUUAAAAAGAAGGAGAAACGUUUAAAGAAGAGCAAAAUUAAAAGAGAAGAAGAUUACAAAGAGUUUGAGAAGAAAUAUGACUUCCAAGUGAAGUGUUUGACAGAAGAGGAGAUGGUGGAAGAUAUGGAGAGGAGGAAAUUGUCUGACAAGGCCAUUAAGGGCGUGGUGAAGUGUCAGCUGUGCUAUAAAGGGUUUAUGAAUAAUACUACUUUGGAGAAUCAUAUGAAGAUUGCGCAUGAUCCGUCCGUUGGUUCGAAUGAGUGCCACCUCUGCCACUCUCGCUACCGCUUCGCCGUGAAUCUCCGACAACAUGUUCAGAAUGCGCACCAGCUCAUGUUCAAAUGCAGACAAUGCGGGGAAAUCGUGUGGGGCGAGUCGCACGCGGUUCUUCACGCCGGCAUACACGCGGGGACAACGCUGAAGUGCCGACAUUGUGACAAACAAUUUGUGAAGAAAACGACCCGAACGACACAUAUGCGUAUGGCGCACCCGGUGGAGAACGCGGCCGGGGGAACAUGCGAGGUGUGCGGGGAGACUUUCACGAGCCGGCGCGGCCUGCGGAGCCACAAGGCGCGCACACACAACAAGCAACUGCAGCCAUCGGUGCCGGGCCUGUUCUGCCGCAAGUGCCGCGUGCAGUUCGACUCCAAGCAGGCCCUCCAGCACCACAAACAACAGCAGGAGGGCCAGCGCUGCCACAACGACCACAGUGCGUGCGAGCAGUGCGGCGCGCUGUACCCGACCGAGGACGAGCUGAUACGUCACAAGCACGAGGCGCACGGCGUGCAGCUGUUCACAUGCGACGCGUGCUCCAAAUCCUUCCUGUCCAAGGUGUCCCUGUCCGUGCACAUCGACCGCGUCCACCUGCACAUCAAGCCCGUGCGGCCCAACCGGCCCAAGCCGGCCGGCGAGCGCCGCGGGCAGAAACCCAAGCCCAAGCAGAAGUUCAAGCUGGACAACAUGUGCGAGAUCUGCGGCAAGGCUUACUCGGUGAGUGGUCUACACACACACAACCGGCCCAAGCCGGCCGGCGAGCGCCGCGGGCAGAAACCCAAGCCCAAGCAGAAGUUCAAGCUGGACAACAUGUGCGAGAUCUGCGGCAAGGCUUACUCGGUGAGUGGUCUACACACACACAACCGGCCCAAGCCGGCCGGCGAGCGCCGCGGGCAGAAACCCAAGCCCAAGCAGAAGUUCAAGCUGGACAACAUGUGCGAGAUCUGCGGCAAGGCUUACUCGGUGAGUGGUCUACACACACACAACCAGCCCAAGCCGGCCGGCGAGCGCCGCGGGCAGAAACCCAAGCCCAAGCAGAAGUUCAAGCUUGACAACAUGUGCGAGAUCUGCGGCAAGGCUUACUCGGUGAGUGGUCUACACACACACAACCGGCCCAAGCCGGCCGGCGAGCGCCGCGGGCAGAAACCCAAGCCCAAGCAGAGGUUCAAGCUAGACAACAUGUGCGAGAUCUGCGGCAAGGCUUACUCGGUGAGUGGUCUACACACACACAACCGGCCCAAGCCGGCCGGCGAGCGACGCGGACAAAAACCCAAGCCCAAGCAGAAGCUUACUCGGUGA